AUGCCGGCAGCAACGCCCCCAUCGACGUCCGCACCAUCGUCCCCAACCUCUCGCGCACGUGGGGCCUAUUCCGCCAAGCCCGACGCGCCGUCGACAUUCAUCAUUUCUGAUUACGGCCGUGGCAAAGUGUGCAUAGAGCUGGAGCCCGGCCACGAUGGCACCCCCAUCAACGAGGAGCGCCUCAUAAGGCAGUUUCGCCAAAACAUCGACGCCUUUUGUGCUGAGCGCGCCAUGGACGAUAUGGCGGACGUUGGCGUGACUCUCGAGAGCCUGUCCCUCGACGACCUCCCAAAGGCUGCCAUCACCGACAUGGGGGCAGGCACCAAGGCCAGUCCCAUGAUCGUCAAAGGCCAACAAGCGCUUUCCGAACUCAAGAGCGGUCGCGAGGCCAAGCAGCAAGACAAGGAGUCUAGGAAACAAGCCGUUAUCAACAACCCGAUGCUCAACCCCGACGGCACCAAGAUGAGUCUCCUUGACCGGCUGCGCCUCAAGCAGCUCGCCAAGGCCAACGAGCCUCUUGCCCCAGCCGGACCCGAGCUUCAACGGCGGGCGGCCCUUAACCGCGUCGUAGACGUGGCAGCCACCAUUUCCAUGCUCAGCCUAUCGAAUCCUCUCUCGCUGCCGCGGCAGGCCUUUACCAUGAUGGCCAUCUCGGAGAAGCUCCGGGACUCGCUGCGGAUGCCCCUGUCCAAGGAAGAAGGCAUGGCCUGCGUCAGGCUGAUUGCGACGGAAGUGGCCCCUGAAUGGCUGAGGGUGGUGACGAUUGGGGGGCGGGAGAAUGUGGUGGUGCAGCGCAACGGCCAGCCCGUGGACCGAGUGAUUCAGGAGCGGGUGCAGAAGCUGCUCGCAUAA
Hirsutella rhossiliensis is the source of this 852-nucleotide messenger RNA. RefSeq names its product DNA mismatch repair protein Msh2. Lineage: Eukaryota; Fungi; Ascomycota; Sordariomycetes; Hypocreales; Ophiocordycipitaceae. The record is from RefSeq and is a predicted model, not a curated record. The transcript is spliced from 2 exons. The coding region runs from base 1 to 852 and encodes 283 amino acids.